UUUGGUUUGAAGUAGACAUAUGUGCAUGCAUGCAUUCCUUGAUGGAAUGUGUGUGUUGCACCUGUGAGUAGAGAGUAACUGUCUUUAGUAACUGUCCCAUUGGGGCUGAUGCAGCCCAGCCAGGUACCUGGACACAGCUAAUGAUCCCCUGCAUCCUCUUGGAGUCUGACCCAAAUCUUUAAGAUAAGGUUAGGAACAGAGAAAUCUUGCAGUGUUCUGCUUCCGGAAGGAAUCCAGGUCUCUUGCCUUGAGUUAAACCUCUGGUGUCACUGCAUGGUGAAAAACUAAACCAUGUUUUGGAAUUGGAAUGAAAAAUAAUGUAAAAAGUAUAAAUGACCAUGGUGCUGCAUUACUUGAAGCAAGUCAUCUGUAGCUCUGUUGGAGGAGAUGAAACUCCUUUGGAGCCAAGAUGGUGGUUGCUAGUCUGUUAGAAGUCCUAGCAAUGGGAAUGGAGAUGAAACUGCUGCAUUCCUGGCUUUCCUCUGCCUGGAGGGAUGUUGAGACAUGAAUGCCUAUAGUUUUCUCCCCUCUGCCACUAUCACCAGUUAUGGGCUCUCAUCCUCCUGAGAGCUUCUGCCUCUUGCUAAAGGUAUCCAUAUGACAGCCCUCCCUGCCUUCCUGCUUACCUCUGCUUACUCCUUCCCUGGUGAUGACAGGCAUAUUCCAACAGUUAUGCUUGAUUGAAAGCUGGAUAAACAAGGCACUAAGGGAGGUACCAAGACGAAUGGAGCUACAAGGACAUGAAGUGCUAUCAAACCAUUGUAAAAAAGAGGUUUCUAAAUUGGCAGAGCUGACCAACAUAAAUGCUGCUGGGUUUUGUAGGGCAGCUUCUUUAAAUGGUCCAGGAAAAGCCUAGAAUUUGAAAGCAAUGCACUGAGGGUAUUUAAAAGAGGACUCUUCAGGUGCAAAUGGCAUUUAAAGUGAGGAAAUCUCAGGUGUAAAUGCAUAUUUGUUCAUGGCUUUUCCAUGUGCACCAGCUUUUGUACAUGCAGCAGGCAUGGGUGUUUAACCAGACUUAGGUUACCAUCUUCCAGGAUCAUGUUCUCUGUCAGUUGCCUUUUGCUAGCUGUUCUGUGCUGUUCCUCAGAAUUUUUCUUUCGGUACAGGUGCAGACCGGUAAUAGGUGGGCGUCCCCCACUAACGAAGUUUGGCUACCCUUCUGAACGGCUACUGAGGUUGGCUGAACCUAAAAAAUACCUCCCUGCUUACCUGGAGCAAAGAGCCCGUGAGUCCCCCGAGUGGCCCGUGUCCCUUGCUGCACGGAACUAUAAUGCCUCCCAGCGGAUACUGAAGCUUGCCCAGCCAAAGAGGCUGCACCCAGACUUCAUGCCAGCCAGAGAGGUUUCCAGGUCACCUCAGAAGGCAAUUGCAAGCCCUCGGACCAUUGAGCUGUCAAAGCCAAAACAACUCCAUGCUAAAUACUCAUCCCCGCGGGAUCCUGAGUGGCCUGUGACAGAGGCUGCCAAGCGUGCAGUGGCUACACCAAGAGUUCUGGAGCUAGCCCAGCCUAGCACAAGAUCUCGUAUGGGCUUGACUACACUCAACCCAGAUGCAUUCAGAGUGAAGGAGACUGCUAUGAAGGCAGUUUGUUCUCCGCGGCUCCAAGAACUAGCUCGACCAAUUCAGCGCUAAGCUCCCUCAGACAUGCUCCUGCCAUCUGCCCACAUCACCCCUUGGAACAUCACUCUUUCUGGGCUGUGCUGUGACUGGAAAAUCUCCUUGAACACAGCGCAGAGGCAGCACUCAUCAGGAACACUUUCUGGGAGUUAAAUAAAAUCAUCAUUCCUUAAGAAUAAUCAUCAGGGAAAAUUAACAGAAUUCGAUCUAGUGUGGGAAGACUCUCUCCCUAUAGAAUGGCUUAUAUCUGGAGUUUCUCUCUUGAUUAUUUUGUUGUAAUAGUUUAAGAAGAAAUGAAACAACUGCUGGGGGAAGGCAGCACAGGAACUGUCCUUUCAUACAGGGAAGCAUGGCAAACCAAACCCAAGAGCAAGCAGUAAGUUGAUGCAACACAACUCCUGAAUUUGGGUUUAAAAUUUUUUGCUAAAGUUUAAACAUCUUCUUACUGACACUCAAACAGAAGUGACAGAAGUAGAAAUACGAAAGGCUACAAUGUAUGUUGAGUUGGCUUGGACUUGGGGCCUGUUUUCUCAAAUGCCUGGAGAACAGGCAGAGCCAGUUAUGUAGGUGGGUUAAAGCUCUGUGGUUCAGAUACUCAGUUGUGUGACCCUGGGCAAAAUAAGAAAAUUCUGCACUGGGAUUUUUGGAGCCUAACUCAAAAAAGCAGAGUUUCCCUCAGUGUAAGAGAGAAGGCAAGUUGCAAAGGCUAAUCAGAAAAUAAGUAUUGAUGCCAGAAUCUGCAGAACAAAUUCUGAGCUCCAGUCGGAUCUGUGGAUGAGUCAGUUUGGCAGCUGGAUUGCCAGGAACAACACAGCCUGUGCAGGGCAUGGCAUGAGAAUGCUUUUAUCUACUUCCUAUACGGUUAGUGUGUUUUGCACUGGCUGCCCAACCACUGGCGACAGGCUGGAGAUACUGAGGCAAGAGAGAUGCUCACCAGUAAGGGACAAAAGCCACAAAUGAAAGCAUAUGGCAGUUUCAGAGCCAAUAUAUUUUAAUCUUCCCUAUGUUAAGCUGAUUCUCUUUUCAAAGGAGUAGAGGCAGGUGACCACAAACCAGAAGGGUAUUAAUGAGAGGAUCCAUUAAUUGAUUAAGUAAUCCCCUAUGCAGAGGACUUUUGAACAAGGUAAGGUCACUGGGCAAUGGUACUGGUUAUUUUUAGAUCAGGCCUUGUCCUGUGCCAAGAUAGAUGAGAGUUUGGACUUCAUCCAAGAGCCCCAGUGCAAAUGCAUUCCUCAGGCUUGAGAAAGGCCAGGAGGAGACUGGGGUCUCCCCCUAAAGCCCCCAUGCUGUGGGGGAACCCUAGCACCACCAGCUUUUGCCACCCCAGGGAUUAGGAGGUGUGUGGGCUGCCAUGCAUAGACACACAGGUGCCCUAGGAGAUGGCUGCCUAUGGCUGUCCCUGUGGCAAAGGGAAAACCCACUGUGCCCACUGAGGCUGCCUGGGAAAAAUGUUGCCCUUCCAGAGAAUGGAGUCUGCCUCCUGUCAUGGGAGCAGGGAACACAAGCAGGGAUGUAACACACAGCCCCUCUCAUCAAAAACGUUGGGUUUUUAUUACUGCACUGGGAAAAACCCCAAAACAACUCAUGAGUUCUUUCUCUUUGGUGACCUUUAAUAGAAAGAUUUAAAAAGAUAAAAAAGGCAUUCAAAGGGUGCUUGCCUGAUUAUGGUGUAGGCACUUGGUUUGCCAGUAUCCAGAGCUGAUUCAGGCAUGUUGAGCCAAACCGGGUCACCUGAACGACACACUUGGUUUUCCAGAGGUCCUGCUCUCUGGAUGAUCUGUACCUUAAA
Molecule: messenger RNA, 3406 nt
Organism: Sturnus vulgaris (Common starling)
Lineage: Eukaryota; Metazoa; Chordata; Aves; Passeriformes; Sturnidae
Source: RefSeq, a predicted model, not a curated record